UAUGGAUGAAGCAUCAAAGAAUUUGAGGUACGAGUUGAAAGAAGAUUACUUUACUUGCCCCAUUUGCUGCGAAAACUGGCUACAUAGAGAUCCAAGAGUUCUACCUUGUCAGCAUACAUUCUGCAAAGAAUGUUUGAAUCAGCUUCAAUUGAAGAAUAAAGCUAUCGACUUCUUAUGUCCUAUUUGUAGAUCUGCUUUUUAUUGGCCAAUAGAAGGAGCUGAUGGUCUGAUCAGAAAUCGGAUAGCGUGGAAUGUUUUAAGUGUUUCUAAAGAGAAGGAUAAUGUUGAAGAUCUAAGUAACGUUACAUCAGUUUGCGUUGAACAUAAAGCGGAAGUGUUAUUCUUUUGCCGCCAAUGUUGGAAUGUUCCAGUAUGUAAAGAGUGUUGGAAUGAUCAUAAAGAUCACGAUCUAAAACCUUGGUUAGAUUAUUUAGGAAAUGGUAGUUUCCUUAUAAAAUGUAAUACGGUUAUGGAAGAUCUAAAACAAAGAAUGGAAAUUAGUAUGGAUUCAUUGAAUAACGGCGUAGUUGAGAUCGAAAGAAAAAUCCCAGAGUUGAGGAAGAGGGUUAAAAUUAUAGGUGAAGACUUAUUUAAAAAGGAGGAGGCAAGAAUUGAAUCUCUAUAUAAGAAAUAUUCAAUUUUAGUAUCGAAAUUUGAGAAAAUAUCAAAUACUUUAGAAAUAAGAGAUCAGUCUAUUUACGAUCAAACCCUUAUUAAUUUGAUACAGAGUAAUAUCUGUUUAAUAGUUAUAAUCCUUAUAUUUUUUUUAGUCGUAUAUAUAUUUGGUUAA
This is a messenger RNA of Dimorphilus gyrociliatus, 790 nucleotides long. Lineage: Eukaryota; Metazoa; Annelida; Polychaeta; Dinophilidae. The record is from the annotation of a GenBank genome assembly.